Messenger RNA from Harmonia axyridis, 3075 nucleotides. RefSeq names its product 43 kDa receptor-associated protein of the synapse homolog. The transcript is spliced from 10 exons. Gene Ontology annotation, molecular function: protein-membrane adaptor activity; acetylcholine receptor binding. Lineage: Eukaryota; Metazoa; Arthropoda; Insecta; Coleoptera; Coccinellidae. Bases 198 to 1649 code for a protein of 483 amino acids. Gene Ontology annotation, biological process: chemical synaptic transmission. The record is from RefSeq and is a predicted model, not a curated record.
UGCUGGCAAUGUGCAAGGGUGUGUUCUAACGUGAGAGCUCGAUAAUUUCAACAGGACUAUUCUGAAUGUUCGGGAGAUAUAUCAUAACUUUGGAAAAGGGUCGAAUUUAAUGGAAAUGCUCUUCGAAUUUCGUUUUAGUUGGUGUUGGAAAUUUAUGGAUGAGAAUUUGAAAAGUGAGAUCAAAUAAGUUCAGUGUUAUGGAUACUUCGGAUAGGAUGUCUUGGGAAAGUUUGAAUAGUAAUCAUGAAUAUUUGAGAUAUGAAGGGGUCGGUCAUCAAUUAUCAGCAACCCGCCUACUUUCAUCUCCCGAUGGCUCAAGACAUCCUCUGGAUGAACGAGAUAUUUCAUGGCCUUGGAACAAUUCGUAUUCGAGCCUUCAUAGAGAGAGUUACAUGGAAGUUCGAACUUCAAGACCUCCAUCUUUAUCUAUUGGUUGUUUUAGAUUAUGCAGUAAUAAAAUACACCAAGGCAUUGCUAAAAGAAAAAUGGAACAAGGACUUAAAUUAUAUAAUCAACACAAGCAGCAGCAAGCAGUAAGAAAAUGGAAAUCAGCCAUCAAUGUCAUCAAGAAAAGAGAAGACAAAUUUGUUCUUUUAGGAUAUUUGUAUCAAGCCUACAUGGACUGGGGUAAAUACAGAGAUGCAUUGGAAUAUGCACAUCAACAGCUGUAUAUAUCUGAGGAACUAGACAAUCCCAACAUGAGAGCAGAAUCUUAUCUGAAUCUAGCGAGAUCACAUCAACGCUUAGGUGGUCUAGAAAGAGCACUAGCCUAUGCACGACAUUCCUUAUAUAAUGAAUGCGAACAGUGUUCAACUUCUGGUCAUGUUCAUUUGACUGUGGGCUCGGUGUAUCUUGAAUUGGCAGGCUUCCACAAGGCGUUAGAGAGUAUGCAACAAGCUCAUAGAAUUGCGCAGGCAAUUCAUGAUCCUGCCUUAGAAUUGCAGGUAUAUAUCGCUUUGUCUGAAUUAUUCAGUCGCCUACAAGAUGCAGACAAAAGUGCGAAAUAUGCUUCAAAGGCCUAUGACUUAUCGAGAUCCCUUCAACUUGGAGAUCUAAACUCUAGACACCAUCGAGCUGCUCUUCUGCAGAUGGCGACAUCCUUGAGGAAACAAGGUGAACUUGGCGAUGCCCAAGAUUAUUGCUCGGAAGCGAAUAGAUUAGCCCUAGUUUCUGGUGAUCAAGCCUCUCAUGCAAGGAGUAUAAGGAUAAUGGGAGAUAUUUAUCGGAAAAAAUAUGAAAUAAAUAAAGCCUUCAGGCAAUAUAAAACAGCUAUGGGAUCAGCAGCCGCGCUAGGCGAUAGGGUUAUUCAGAUGGAAUCAAUGGAUGGCGCGGCAAGAUGUUUAGAAGCUUUGAGAUUGCAACACAAAAUCUGUAACUGCCGACCUUUAGAAUUCAAUACCAGACUGCUAGAAGUUGCUAGUUCUGUAGGUGCUAAGAUGUUGGUGCGGACUGUAAGAAUGCGACUGUCAAGAAUUUAUUCUUCUCUCGGCGAUGAGGAGCAGAAAAUACACCACGAAAGAGUAGCAUCAAGACUGCAAAUAGAUUUAGAGCUCAUUUGUGGAGCAUGUGGAGAAUGUUAUGGGUCAGAUCCAGAUGCGCUGGAAGCUCUUCCCUGUGCGCAUGUAUUGCAUGCAAGAAACUAUUUGUAGGAGCAUAAUCAUAUUUGGAAUGUGAAGACAUUAUGCCGAUGUAAUUGAACAUCUGCUCUGAUGAAGCUUGAUUCCGACCCGGAAUCUAAUAGAAUUCGGAUAUUUUGCCGAUUUGAUUCAUUAUCCACAAUAUGAGCAAUUGCUGUAGGGAGGAGUACGGGUGAGUUUGACUUAUUCGCUGACAACGCAUAUGAUAGCGCGUUGUUUGAAUUUGAAGACGACGAAUUAUUGGUAUUGGGCGUUUUUACGUUUACUAGAUCAGAAUGAAUUAGUGUAUGGUGUCUGCCAUUGCAUUUUUUGCAAUUUGAAGAUCUGCAUUGUUCAUUGAAGUGACCUGGACGUAGACAAUUCAUACAUAAUUUUAAUUCUUUGAUCUGCUCUUUUCUUUCGUCCACAGAAAGUUUCGCAUGUUUGACUGUAGUGACUCUGCGCAAAAAACACAUUUCGGUUUGUUUUCUGCGCCAUUGGUAUAAAAGCCUCUUGUAGUAUUGUGCCUUUGAUAUUUUUUAUCAGUAUGCUUUUCUGUAUGAUUUGUUUCUAUCGUUUCAAGAAAAUGUGCUCUUGACUUGAGGAAUUUUUUCAGAUCGUCCCAAGUUGGAACAUCCUUGUCAGCCCUAAAUUUUUUCCACUCGCAUACCGUUACUGAAUCUAGUUUGGUUUGUAUAAGAAAAACUAUUAAAGUGCUCCAAUGACAUGUAGGCUGGUUUAGUUGUUCGAGAGAUCGAAGAUUUUUCGAAACUGUAUCUAAAAGCUUACGUAAAUUUUCACCCGAUUCCUUCGUGAUAGUUUCAAAGUAAAAGAUAGACUUUAUAUGGUUGUGUACGAGUAAUCGUUUGUUAUCGUACCAUUCUUGCAAGCUAUUUCACGCCACUGAAUAAUUUGUAGCAGAGAAAUCUUACCUGUACCGCGCUUGCUUCCAGAGAUACCCGAAGAUAAUAAAAUUAUUGAAUUUCAUUUAUGGCUUGAUUUUUCUCUAUCAGAGAUUCGAAUGUAUCACGAAACUCUAACCAGUUUUGGUAAUUACCUUCGAAUUUCGGUAGCUCAAUAGUUGGAAGCUUGAUCGAAUUUGAAUAAUUAUUAGUAUUGUUGUGAAUUGAGAUAGAACUUGUGUUUUCUUCGGAUUCUUUUUUAUCUAGAAUUGACUUAGCAAACGCCUUUUGCAUGUGAUACUUGUUUGUGAAAGAUUCUCUUUCUGAAAAAUUGACUUCCUCAUCGGCCGAUGCAUUCUCAAUUAGAUUCUGAACUUAUUCAAAUUCCUCAAGAACGUUAUCAAAUUUCAAAAGCCUUUCUAAAAUUUGUAUGUAAUCAGUGCUAAGUAAUUCCGUUUUUGACUUGAUUUGGUUCAAGAAAUUCGUGAAUAUCGUUAGUUUCGAUUUAAUAACACCGUGAUUUCUUUUAAGAGUUCCUAAAUUCAUUGUGGAAUGUG